Messenger RNA from Pestalotiopsis fici W106-1, 699 nucleotides. RefSeq lists its product as uncharacterized. The transcript has 3 exons. The coding region runs from base 1 to 699 and encodes 232 amino acids. The record is from RefSeq and is a predicted model, not a curated record. Lineage: Eukaryota; Fungi; Ascomycota; Sordariomycetes; Amphisphaeriales; Sporocadaceae.
AUGUCUUACCGUCUAUUUUCUGUGCGUUCCGCCAUCCGCGCAGCUUCUCGACAAUCGCUGGGCCGUCAGCCUGCGCUUCCCCUUGCCAGACGAACCUACGCAAGCCAACAUGGUGCUGCAAAGUCGAGCGACAUGCCUCUGCUCUUGGGUUCGGCCAGUGUCACCGUCGUCGGACUUGCGUAUCUCCUCUCCGGCUCAAAGAAAGGUGGUGGUCAUGAUGAACAUGGGGCCGACCACGGAGAUGCAUCUACCCACGGCUCCGAUGAACAUGACACGCAGGACAAGAACGAAUCAAAAGAUACUGGCAAAGACAAGAGCGAAUCAAAAGAUGUCGGCAAAGACAAAAAGACCGACGUAAACGACGAUGACGACCAGGGGAAAGAAGACAAUGACAGCAAGAAGAAACCAGAGAAUGGCUCCAAGGGCGACGCAAAAGCUGCCAACAAAUCGUCUCAGACCGGCCAGAAUGUGCCUCCUCCUUCCAGUGACAGUAGCUCUGGGUCGGAGAACAAGGAAGAGAAGAAGAAGGAUCAAGAGGAGUACAAGGAGACUAUUGAGAAGAAGGAUACCAAGGUGGCAACAAGCUCAUCUGAUAUGCCAAGCAAGAAGACGGCUGGAGAACACCCUCGGGAAGAUCCUCAGAAGGGAGAGGGCGAAGCCAAGCAGAAGGGUGGCUCCGAGGACUCCAAGGAUGAUUGA